GGUGUCAAUGCAUCAUAUCUUAGAAAAUACGAUAGCAACCACAAGGCUCCAACUUCAAGAUCAACGAUACAUACUUCUUAUUCGCAUUCUAUUUGUUUCAACAUAUCCCAAUUCACUUUUUUUUGGCCUAUCUUUUUGCUUCGGCAACCUAGAUAUCUUAUAUAUCUGCAAUAUAACGCUUGAUAAAAUAUCAUAAGAAUCAUAACAAUACUACUAUCCUCAUUAUCCCAUUAUCAACAUCGACAUCAACCUCACAAUUUCAGCCUGACACCAUAGUGUCACACGAAAUACCGCAACAUGGCAAACGACACAUAUCUAACAGACGACUAUGUCGCCUCCCUUCUUGCCGCCGAUGCAAAAUCCAGUUCUAUAAAAUAUUCAUCCAUGGGUCUCUCAGCCUACGCCCCCUCAUCCAAACCACCUCCCAAUAAACCCAAACCCAACACUCGUUUUUUGCGAAAUAUCAUCAGAGAUACGGAUAAUCAUAAUAGCGCAUUAUUAGCCAAAGAAGCUGCAGAGGCGAGAGCUAGAUUAGAGAGUUUAUCGGGUGGGGCAAGACAGAGAAAGGUUGCGCCGACGGAUAUUAGGAAGAGACAAUUGGGAGAUAUUAAGGCGAUUUUAGGGGGGCCAGUGAAGAGGAAACGGGAAGUAGAGGAUACAGGACGGGGAAGUGGGAAGAGGGAAGAUUCGUCGCGCACGGGAGAAAGCACAAAAAUUAGAAAAGUGAGGGAUGAGGAAGAUGGUGAUCGCAGAAGGAAUAGGAAAGACAUCGACAUUUCUGCGGAAUUGAUAGGUCAUCGGAGGAGGGAAUCAAGACGCAAAGAAGAUCGAGGUGCGGAUGAGGAAGUUGACAGGAAUAAUCGAAAAUCCAAAGACAGGCGGAGAAAGCAUCAAGACGAUGAGUCGGAAGAAGAUCAUCAAUCUCAACGAAGAGAACACAGACGAAGAAGAAGUACGUCAGAAGAUAGAGAGCGCGCAAGGGGUGAGAGAAAAAGACAUAGGGGGAGAGACAGAUCAGGUUCACCUCGAGAACAUCGAAGUAAAGAAUCAACUUACCGAGACCGAGAUCGAUCACCCCGUCGCUCUCGAAAGCGCUCCUUGUCACCACCUUCAGAUGAUGAAAGAAUAUCUUCGUCGAGACAACAUAAAAACUCCUCAUACCAUACCAAGCGCCACCCAUCUCCAGACGCAGGAUCAUCCGACUCUGAUCCCCUAGACUCAAUAAUCGGACCUCGCCCCGCCCACGAAAAACAACCCCUUCGAAUCCGUGGUCGUGGCGCUAUAUCCCUCGGUUCAACAUCAAUGGAUUCUCGGUUCCACGCAGAUUAUGAUCCAAAAAGCGAUGUGCAACUCGAAGAUAAUCUUGACAACGAAGGAGGAGAAGGAGAAGAUUGGGAUCAAGCAUUAGAAGCUCUACGCGAUCGACAGAAAUGGAAAAUGCAGGGCGCAAAUCGAUUGCGAGAUGCAGGAUUUUCGGAAGAAGAGGUUAAAAAAUGGGAGAGGGGAGGUGAGAAGAGGGAAGAAGAUGUGAAGUGGAAGGGGAAGGGCGAGGGAAGGGAGUGGGAUAGAGGAAAGGUUGUUAGGGGAGAUGGGACGGUGGGAUUUGAAACUGGAUGGGGAGAUGCGAAGAUGGAAGGAGCUUUGGGAUCUAGUAUAGAUACAGAAUUUGGGAGACUAAAGUAGGGGAGGGGGGUUAUUUCUCGGUGGUAAAUUAAAUUCAGCAUGUCGGUAUGGAGAAACUGGAAUUUGGAAUCUGGGAAUAUGGAAAGGGGGAGAAAUAGGAAUUGAAUAUAUGACCAGGUCUACGGCAUUUGGAAAGGGGAUCGGGAGUUGGGAUUUGAGAAUUGGAUAGGGAGGGAUAUGAGGUGAAUAUAUGUAUAUGUAUAAUAUAAUACGUAUGAUUGAUUGAAUAUUAGGCAGUAGGUAAUAGGUAUAUCAAUCAAAUGUGAUAAUAUCAACGAAAUACAAAGAGUAAAGUCCGAAGAGUAAAGAAAGAGAAUAUUUACUCA
Messenger RNA from Botrytis cinerea B05.10, 2009 nucleotides. RefSeq lists its product as hypothetical. The coding region runs from base 298 to 1683 and encodes 461 amino acids. The transcript has a single exon. The record is from RefSeq and is a predicted model, not a curated record. Lineage: Eukaryota; Fungi; Ascomycota; Leotiomycetes; Helotiales; Sclerotiniaceae.